GGGGGGGAUUUGUUUACAAGGAGAGAUGGGAAGAUACUAGCAUCGUUCCCUGACUUCUAUUGGCUGAGCGGUUUUUUGGUUAAUGACGUCACUUUCGAUUUGCUGCUCGCCGUGAAGGCUGGCAAAACACUCGGAAUCUGCAAAUCGAUGUGUCCGUGUCCUUAGAUGGAGCUGAGAGAUUCUUAGGGCUUAUCGAAAGAAUGUGCUGUCACGUGAGGCCUGGGGACGAGGAUACAAGGCUUUCCUGCAUGGCAUGAUGGGAAGAUACAAGGCUUUCAUACAUGGCAUGAUGGGAAGAUACAUUCAUACAUGGCAUGAUGAGAAGAUACAAGGCUUUCAUGCAUGGCAUGAUGGGAAGAUACAAGGCUUUCAUCCAUGGCAUGAUGGGAAGAUACAAGGCUUUCAUGCAUGGCAUGAUGGGAAGAUACAUUCAUACAUGGCAUGAUGGGAAGAUACAAGGCUUUCAUACAUGGUAUGAUGGGAAGAUACAAGGCUUUCAUGCAUGGCUUGAUGGGAAGAUACAUUCAUACAUGGCAUGAUGAGAAGAUACAAGGCUUUCAUGCAUGGCAUGAUGGGAAGAUACAAGGCUUUCAUGCAUGGAAUGAUGGGAAGAUACAAGGCUUUCAUGCAUGGCAUGAUGGGAAGAUACAAGGCUUUCAUGCAUGGCAUGAUGGGAAGAUACAAGGCUUUCAUACAUGGCAUGAUGGGAAGAUACAAGGCUUUCAUGCAUGGCAUGAUGGGGAGAUACAUUCAUACAUGGCAUGAUGAGAAGAUACAAGGCUUUCAUGCAUGGCAUGAUGGGAAGAUACAAGGCUUUCGUGCAUGGCAUGAUGGGAAGAUACAAGGCUUUCAUGCAUGGCAUAAUGGGAAGAUACAAGGCUUUCAUACAUGGCAUGAUGGGAAGAUACAAGGCUUUCAUGCAUGGCAUGAUGGGAAGAUACAAGGCUUUCAUGCAUGGCAUGAUGGGAAGAUACAAGGCUUUCAUGCAUGGCAUGUUGGGCAGAUACAAGGCUUUCAUGCAUGGCAUGAUGGGAAGAUACAAGGCUUUCAUACAUGGCAUGAUGGGAAGAUACAAGUGGAUGUUUCAAGUGUCCGAUACAAAGGUUACAAAGCAAGGUGUCAUAUUAAUAGUCCACGAGAAUAAUGUAUUUCAAAUAACAUUAAAAUUUGCACAGAAAAUCGGUCUGCUAAAAGCGUCGCGAAUUAAUUCAUACCAAAUGAAUCAGAAAGCCUUGGCCUUUGUCUUAUGCGGUCACUGCUGCAUACUAAAAAAAGACAAAAUUCAAAAUAAGAUCACUAUCGAAAUACAGAAAAAGAGAUUAGAACGCCUUUUGGCGUACGCACAUACAAGCAGCAUAUCUCCGUGCUUAUGCCGUUAUCAAGGAUUGUUCACAGACGUUGACAUUGUUUUUCGCUAAUAGAUCUGAUAUAGGGACAGUGUGGUCAGAGAAGACACUCUUUCUCGGCAGACCACGCUUCCAGUUGUUGCAUACGCCAUCUGUGUGCCGUUAUCUGUUUUGAUUUUAUGUCAGCGGGUAAAGAUACCUCAACACAGAAGUUCUUCACGGGCAGUUCCUACCAUACAAUGACGCGUGCGACAGUCUUUUUUGUCCUUCUCGGCAUAAUCGUACAGUUUGGCCAUAAAAAAGCUGAGAAACAGACAACAAAGCCAACGUGCUCAUUUGGUACUAAAAUCUACGAGUCUGGUGACGUAUUCACCCCUAAUUCUUGUCAGGAUAUCUGUUCAUGCAAAGACGACGGCCAGUUCCACUGUGUGCCUUGUCAAGCCAAACAGCCCGACACAAACAAGGGUUGCAAGGGCUGGUCUAAACAUGUGGUUGUCGUCGAUUCUUACAUUGGCACUAAAAAACAUGGGUGCCAUUGCUAUAAAUAUGUCUGCAAGAGAAAGACUAUCAAAACGGUUAUAAAGGAAUUGUGGGAAAAACUGAAGACGAAGUUCUCAUCACUUGUCCACCCACACAAGCCUUCGAGGGAUUGGGGGUAAUGUUUAGAAGACAAGAAAAAAACGCCUUUUAGUCACUGCCAAGGGAUGGUAUUCUCCAUGAUACUCCAAAGGACUGUUGUAUUGAUCAUAUCUUUUUAUGCUUUUUGGUUAAAUUGUGGUAAUAUGAAUCAUCACCCUAGGGUUAUUUAGCUGAAUGUAGAUACGUUGUGGAGCACUAGCCGUCAUUCUCACCUUACUCAAGGAUGACGGUCGUCAGUCGUAAUUUCGCCAAAUUCAUUUAAAUUUAAAUGGUCUAAUAUUAAAAGUGAUUUUCAGUGUAAUUAAAAGCAAUUAAUAAAUAUCUUAUGUGAAAUGUUCUAA
This is a messenger RNA of Nematostella vectensis (starlet sea anemone), 2326 nucleotides long. RefSeq lists its product as uncharacterized. Bases 1526 to 2005 code for a protein of 159 amino acids. The record is from RefSeq and is a predicted model, not a curated record. NCBI's taxonomy places the organism in Eukaryota, Metazoa, Cnidaria, Anthozoa, Actiniaria, Edwardsiidae. The transcript is spliced from 4 exons.